AAGGCUAUUGUUCAAGCGGUUUUAAAAUUGCCGUAGUUACUGUCGUUGCUACAAAGUGUCGUGGAGUCGCUAGUGGUUAGUGUUGUUGACUAAACCGGUGUGUGACUGUGAAAGGCAAGAAAGAAAAAAUUGUGUUAAAGCGGUUUGUAAAAUCGUUUAAUUUAAAAAUGGCUAAGUAUAAGAUUAUUAUGGUAAGACAUGGAGAAUCAGAAUGGAACGAGAAGAAUUUGUUUUGUGGAUGGUACGACGCCAAUUUAAGUUCAAAAGGAACUCAGGAAGCGGUUAGUGCUGGAAAAGCAUUGAAAGAUGCUGGGGUUAAACUGGAUCUAGCAUUUACAUCUGUGUUAACUCGAGCUCAAAAGACAUUGGAACUGAUUUUAAAGGAAAUUGGUCAAGAAAGCAUUCCAAUUAUUAAAACUUGGCGUCUUAAUGAGAGACAUUAUGGUGGCCUAACUGGCUUAAAUAAAGCCGAAACUGCUGCUAAGUAUGGUGAAGAGCAGGUUGCAAUUUGGCGUAGAAGUUUUGAUGUACCUCCUCCUCCAAUGGAACCAGAUCACCCGUACUAUGAUGUUAUUGUGAAAGAUGAGCGUUACAAAGAUGGACCUGCACCAGGAGAGUUUCCAAAAUUUGAGUCACUCAAGCUUACUAUUGAGCGCACAUUACCUUUUUGGAACAAUAAUAUUGUUCCUGAAAUUAAGGCUGGAAAGUCAAUUUUAAUUGCUGCUCAUGGUAAUAGCUUAAGAGGAAUAGUUAAGCAUCUUGAUCAAUUGUCUGAUGAGCAAAUAAUGAAAUUAAAUUUGCCAACUGGUAUUCCAUUUGUUUAUACAUUAGAUGAAAAUUUAAAACCUGUUGAAAAUGGCAGUCUUCAGUUCUUGGGAGAUCCUGAAACUGUUAAAAAGGCAAUGGAAGCUGUGGCAGCUCAGGGUAAAGCAAAAUAAUGACAUUACUUAGUAUGUUUCCUUUUUAAACACCUACCAUAUAUUACAUAUUACUGAUGAAACUGAAAAAAUGCCACAUAGAUAGUAAAACAAAGCAAAAUUAAAAUGUGGUUGAAGUAUUUUGUUCAUUGUGAAAAUAUUUAUUACCUAUGUAUAUGUUGUAUGUAAAUAAAUAAACUAAACCAUUUAG
Molecule: messenger RNA, 1128 nt
Organism: Agrilus planipennis (emerald ash borer)
Lineage: Eukaryota; Metazoa; Arthropoda; Insecta; Coleoptera; Buprestidae
Product: phosphoglycerate mutase 2
Exons: 3
Coding region: 168-938 (256 amino acids)
Biological process (GO): glycolytic process
Molecular function (GO): intramolecular phosphotransferase activity
Source: RefSeq, a predicted model, not a curated record